GCUGCCGGCUCCGGAGGCGGCACGCGGCCAGCGCUGCUCCGCUCCGGGGCUCUUUACCCCGGAGUCGGGGCCGGGCGCGCGGGAAACGGUUACCGAGCGAACCUGGACGCCCUCUGCCUUCGUCAUUUCCUGCCGGCCGGUCGGUUUCCGGAUGAAACGAGGAGCCAGGCUGGAAUGCAUUGGCACAAUCAUAACUCACUGCAGCCUCAAACUUCUGGACCCAAGAUAUCCUACCACCUCAGCUUCCCAAGUACCUUGGACUACAGCUGAAGAGGAUACCAGUUUCUUCUGUGCAGAGUUAGAGCUCUCUGUUUGUAUGUAUGUGAAUUGAGUCCGUUUCUGAAGUGUGAAGACUGCAUCGCUGUGGAUCACACUGGUGUAGCCCUCCUGAGCAUGCAGCCUUUUUGGAGGAAUGUGUGUUAGUCAGCUUUUGCUGCAUAACAAACCACCUGAUACUAGUGGCUCAAAAAAACAAACAUUUCUUUCUGUACCUCACAGUUCUGUAGGGCACCGGAGUGGUUCUGACUUGAGCAAGCCUGGCUGGACUUUGCAGUCAGCUGGCAGCUGGCUGGCUGUGUGGUUUACGAUAGCCUGACCCACCCAUCAGGUGCUCAGCGGGCUGACCAGUGGCAGGGACUCAGCAGUGAUGGCGCAUCCCCACUCCAUGUGGCCUUCUCAUUUCUGGAGGAGACAUCACAGCUUUCCCAGAUCGGGAGGAAAAAUAUGGAAUGUGUUUUACCGCUGACUGAACACAACCAAAUGAACUGUCCUGACAGUAGUUUGCAAACCAGCAGCUAGCAGUUUGUCCAGCCUCUAACAUUGUCCAGCACUUUCCAGAGCAAACUCACUGUUUACAAGAACUCUUGGCCUUACGAAGUUUAUAACCUCAAGCUUUGUUUAUUUAAAAUAUUCCUGCAAAAGAAAAGUACCCGGCACCCACUUUCCAAAAUGGCCAUGGAUGAGUAUUUGUGGAUGGUCAUUUUGGGUUUCAUCAUAGCUUUCAUCUUGGCCUUUUCUGUUGGUGCAAACGAUGUUGCCAACUCCUUUGGUACAGCCGUGGGCUCUGGUGUGGUGACCUUGAGGCAGGCAUGCAUUUUAGCUUCAAUAUUUGAAACCACCGGCUCCGUGUUACUAGGAGCCAAAGUAGGAGAAACCAUUCGCAAAGGUAUCAUUGACGUGAACCUGUACAACGAGACGGUGGAGACUCUCAUGGCUGGGGAAGUUAGUGCCAUGGUUGGUUCCGCUGUGUGGCAGCUGAUUGCUUCCUUCCUGAGGCUUCCAAUCUCAGGAACGCACUGCAUUGUGGGUUCUACUAUAGGAUUCUCACUGGUCGCAAUCGGUACCAAAGGUGUGCAGUGGAUGGAGCUUGUCAAGAUUGUUGCUUCUUGGUUUAUAUCUCCACUGUUGUCUGGUUUCAUGUCUGGACUGCUGUUUGUACUCAUCAGAAUUUUCAUCUUAAAAAAGGAAGACCCUGUUCCCAAUGGCCUCCGGGCACUCCCAGUAUUCUAUGCUGCUACCAUAGCAAUCAAUGUCUUUUCCAUCAUGUACACAGGAGCACCAGUGCUCGGCCUGGUUCUCCCCAUGUGGGCCAUAGCCCUCAUUUCCUUUGGUGUCGCCCUCCUGUUCGCUUUUUUUGUGUGGCUCUUCGUGUGUCCGUGGAUGCGGAGGAAAAUAACAGGCAAAUUACAAAAAGAAGGUGCUUUAUCACGAGUAUCUGACGAAAGCCUCAGUAAGGUUCAGGAAGCAGAGUCCCCAGUAUUUAAAGAGCUACCAGGUGCCAAGGCUAAUGAUGACAGCACCAUCCCGCUCACGGGAGCAGCAGGGGAGACAUCGGGGACCUCGGAAGGCACUUCUGCGGGCAGCCACCCUCGGGCUGCAUACGGAAGAGCACUGUCCAUGACCCAUGGCUCUGUGAAAUCGCCCAUCUCCAACGGCACCUUCGGCUUCGACGGCCACACCAGGAGCGACGGUCAUGUGUACCACACCGUGCACAAAGACUCGGGGCUCUACAAAGAUCUGCUGCACAAAAUCCACAUCGACAGGGGCCCCGAGGAGAAGCCGGCCCAGGAAAGCAACUACCGGCUGCUGCGCCGAAACAACAGUUACACCUGCUACACCGCUGCCAUUUGUGGGCUGCCAGUGCACGCCACCUUUCGAGCUGCGGACUCAUCGGCCCCAGAGGACAGUGAGAAGCUGGUGGGCGACACCGUGUCCUACUCCAAGAAGAGGCUGCGCUACGACAGCUACUCGAGCUACUGUAACGCGGUGGCAGAGGCGGAGAUCGAGGCGGAGGAGGGCGGCGUGGAGAUGAAGCUGGCGUCGGAGCUGGCCGACCCUGACCAGCCGCGAGAGGACCCUGCAGAGGAGGAGAAGGAGGAGAAGGACGCACCCGAGGUUCACCUCCUGUUCCAUUUCCUGCAGGUCCUCACCGCCUGUUUCGGGUCCUUUGCUCACGGCGGCAAUGACGUGAGUAAUGCCAUCGGUCCCCUGGUAGCCUUGUGGCUGAUUUACAAACAAGGCGGGGUAAUGCAAGAAGCAGCUACACCCGUCUGGCUGCUGUUUUAUGGAGGAGUUGGAAUCUGCACAGGCCUCUGGGUCUGGGGGAGAAGAGUGAUCCAGACCAUGGGGAAGGACCUCACUCCCAUCACGCCGUCCAGUGGCUUCACGAUCGAGCUGGCCUCAGCCUUCACGGUGGUGAUCGCCUCCAACAUCGGGCUUCCAGUCAGCACCACGCACUGUAAGGUGGGCUCGGUGGUGGCCGUGGGCUGGAUCCGCUCCCGCAAGGCUGUGGACUGGCGCCUCUUUCGAAACAUCUUCGUGGCCUGGUUCGUGACCGUCCCUGUGGCUGGGCUGUUCAGCGCUGCUGUCAUGGCUCUUCUCAUGUAUGGGAUCCUUCCGUAUGUGUGAUUUGUCUUCUUCCAGCUGCAAACAGCUAAAGGGAUGGUCUGGUGUUGGCGUGUGGGAGACAUGUGUGCUCGUGCCGCACAUACACAUCCUGGCCGUGCACGGCUCUCUCAUGACCAGCUCUCUGCCUCCCUUCCAGGAGGCUCCAUCCCACACUGUUCACCCAGGCUGCGGAGACUCACCUUCCCGUGCUAACUUAACUACUGUACAUAAUAAUAUGUAUUAAACUGGUAUCGUGGUGAUAUAAUGUGGUGCAGUUACUUAUAUAUUAAAUAUCUAUUGUAUCCAUAGAAUAGGCAGCAUUAUUUCAAACAUAUUCAAGUUGGGAGUGGAGAUCAUUGCCUAGAAGUCAAUAUUCAAUAAAUCUUGUACAUAACUAUUUCGAUGGCAAAUGUUAAGCCUUCUAAAAGGAAAGUGUAGAUUGGAAAAUGAUUUUUUUUCCAAAUGAUGUUUUUCCCUUCUAAUAUACUGUAAGGUAAUGAGCUUCAGAACAGGCGACCUGACCCUGCAGAGGUCGCGUGCUGUGGGAUGACAGCGGGACGGGAGCUCACAAGUGCUUUCACUGAAGAUUUGUUCAUAUACUGUGUAUUGAUUCUUGUGUAAUAUAUCAUCAUUGCUUUUGUAAAUACGUAAAACUGUAAUUUUUUAAUGGUGUGCUUCCCUUAUACUUUUUUGAUCAGAGAAUUUUGGAAAGUACCAAAGAAGCAGGGGAAUCAUUGGCCAGUGUUACGUUUUCACAUUGUCUGUCUCCCACCCUCACUGAUCACGCCUGCCCCGGAGCAGUGUGUGGCGGUGACACCGUCACCCAGCAUGCGCCACGCCGUGGCUCCCACCAGCAGUGCCACCGCCACCACACCCCAGAUCCCGCCCACCUUGCAGUGGCCUUUCCUUGUCAUCAGACUAGAGAAUGCACACGUGUUGGUGAGGGCGUGUGGCUGAGCACUACAUGUCAAGUCCAGGGUCAGUUUCUAUCCCAAUUCUCCCUGCAGCCUGAAGAACGGAUCCUUGUCUCCAAUGUCAGCACAAAGGAGGCUUUUUCUGUGCUUUGACAUUCUAGCAGUUCAGGGAUGAGAGGGAGGGAGAAUCCUGGAUGCUGGAUGGAGUAUUUCUCUGAGGCCCACACAAAGCUGGACACCCCCAGGCUCUACUCCAUCCCAUUGGAGUCUCUUCUUUCUUUGAUAGCGGGAGGGAGGAAGUACGACUAAUGUUGGAGCCUGAAACUAUGGAAAUGCUGCUGAAAUUUUUAUAUUGACAAACAUUUUCUUGGUACUUCAUUGUCAUUUUUCAUUAAUCAACCAUAUUAAAUUUAUAAUAAAAAAUGCCCCUCAGAA
Molecule: messenger RNA, 4235 nt
Organism: Pan troglodytes (chimpanzee)
Lineage: Eukaryota; Metazoa; Chordata; Mammalia; Primates; Hominidae
Gene: SLC20A2
Product: solute carrier family 20 member 2
Exons: 13
Coding region: 949-2907 (652 amino acids)
Biological process (GO): phosphate ion transmembrane transport
Cellular component (GO): membrane
Molecular function (GO): phosphate transmembrane transporter activity
Source: RefSeq, a predicted model, not a curated record